AUGAUACCCGCGGGGUUUGGGACCGUGGCCACCACGAUUCCCCCAGGAAAGUCCCGAAAUAAAGCAUAUGUUACAAUUGCGGCAGUUGCAUCGCUUGGGUCCGUCCUUGGAAACCUUGCUGGUGGUCUAAUAGGCGGGUUCUUGUCCUAUAAAUGGAUAUUCUGGAUUCUUGCCAUUCUAGCCGCCUUUACUACCACUUGCGCAGUUGUGAUUUUAUCCGCCCCUCAGCUUCGGACAAGCAAUAUGAGACCUGAAGCUAACGGUGAGAGAAACAAAUUGCUAGCUAUGGACUGGCUCGGUGCGGUCAUAGUUUCAAGUAGCUUGCUUCUGCUGCUUGUGUCUUUGAGUGAGGCAAAUGUUACCGGUUGGGCAACCGCUUGGAUUCCGCCACUUAUAGUAGUCUCGAUAAUUAUGCUGGUUGCCUUUACUUUCUGGCAGCGCCACUUAGAGAACGGCUCACGCCGGCAACCUCUCUUGAAGGUGUCAAUGUUUAAGAACAUCCGGUUCUCUGCGAUCUUUGUUCUUGUUGGCUGCUUCUUUGCUUCUUUUAACAGCUUCGUGGUUUUCGCGACUUACUUCUAUCAAGACUACCUCUAUCUGAGCGAGCUGGAAACAACAUUACGCUUCCUCCCUGCUGGCAUAUCUGGAGUACUCAUCUCCUUUGUUGUCUCACCGGCGCUUUCACGCAUAAGAGGGUUCUAUAUCCUCCUUGUUGGCCUGGUCUGCGGUAUUGGGUCUCCUUUCCUCCUAGCUCUUCCCGCCAUUCCACCAGAAACAUCAUACUGGGCUUACGGCUUCCCCGCCAUGUGUCUAUGCUUCAGCGCGGAGAUAAUUUGGCCUGUAAGCAGUCUAUUUAUUGCCGAAGAAUUGCCCCAGGAAAACCAAGCGCUUGGUGGCGGCCUCUUACAGACUGCGAACAAUGUUGGUCGCGCGUUAGGUUUGACUAUCGGGACGGCGGUGCGGACGAGCAUUCAGGGUAAUAAUAAUGGUGGAUACCCCGGCGAUGCUGACUUGUUGCGUGGUCUCCGGGCAGCUCAGUGGGUGAACGUUGGGUUGGCAGUUACGUCCACAGCAAUUGCUUUAGUAUUCUUUCACAAUCUAGGCCGCCAUUGA
This is a messenger RNA of Aspergillus tanneri, 1113 nucleotides long. RefSeq lists its product as uncharacterized. The record is from RefSeq and is a predicted model, not a curated record. Gene Ontology annotation, biological process: transmembrane transport. NCBI's taxonomy places the organism in Eukaryota, Fungi, Ascomycota, Eurotiomycetes, Eurotiales, Aspergillaceae. Gene Ontology annotation, cellular component: membrane. Gene Ontology annotation, molecular function: transmembrane transporter activity. The transcript is spliced from 3 exons. The coding region runs from base 1 to 1113 and encodes 370 amino acids.